GCGGGGCUAAAACAAUGAUGAGGUAAUGGGGGUAAACAGUAAAAAUGGCGACGUCUGUAGCCAAAAACGAGCAACCGAGUCUAAACGGGAUUAUUUGCGAGCCCCAGACAAAAAAACUGACAGACCUGCCGACGGAGUUGCUCGAACAUAUUCUGUGCUCCCCUGUCCUCAAACAUGUCGACAUUUGUAACGUUUCCUGCGGCUGCAAACGGCUACACGACGUGUGCCAUGGAAGGGGAAAGGUCUGGGAACACCAGUACAAACUCAGAUGGCCAAGACUGCAGAGGUUUUACCGCCAGAACGAGAGCUGUGACUGGCUUCGGGAGUACAAAACACGCCACAGAGUUGGCAUACAGAUCCGGAGGACCGUGGAAUCCAUCUCAAAGAGAUUCUUCACAGAAGUCGUGCUGGGAGACAGCUUUGCGGAGAUCGAGUCACUCGGGAUGCCAGAGCACUUCUGUGAAGACGAGCUCCUCUUCAUACUCAACUCCAACAAGAGGAAAAGCUUGACUCUGAAAUACUAUGCAAAGAAAAUCCUCUACUUCCUGAGGCAGCAGAACAUCUUGAGGAGUCUGAAGAGCUUCUUGGAGCAGUCUGCAGGACAACAAUCAGCUCUAGAAGGUGCUGUGCUGGUGGAUCAGUACUGUAACCCACUGGCUGACGUCACACUGGAGGGCAUUUCGGCUCAAAUAGAUGAAAUUGCAGAAAAGGUGAAGAAGAUGCUGAGAAUCAAAAACCCAUCUCAUCCCAGCCUGCGCGUCGCCAACGGUGACUGCGUCAUAGAGGACUAUGAGCUCCAGAGGCAGCUGCUAGGUGCCCUGAACUCUGUUCUGUAUGAGCAGCUUCAGUACAAAGGCAACGAGUGUGACUACUACAACCCUCUUAAUUCUUACAUUCAUCAGGUGCUACUUCGGCGUACAGGGAUUCCCAUCAGCCUCUCGGUCCUCUACAUGACCCUGGCUCGGAAGCUGGGCAUCCAGCUGGAGCCCGUCAACUUUCCAAACCACUUUCUGCUGCGCUGGUGCCAAAAACAAAGAGGUGAAGGCAAUGAGAAAUCCUACCAGCUGCUGAGAGACUCUCUGGAUCUCUACCUCACCAUCAACCCUGAUAACGUGCAGUAUUUGCUGCUGCAGGCACGCCUCUACUUCCACCUGGGGAUCUGGCCAGAAAAGGUGUUGGACAUCCUGCAGCACAUUCAGGCGUUAGACCCCUCCCAGCACGGGGCGGUGGGUUACCUGGUGCAGCACACGCUGGAACACAUCCAGCACAAGAAGCAUCCGGUAACACCCGAGGUGAAGCGGCGAAGCGCUCCCGAACACCUGGAAGUCCAGUAUUCAGUCGGUCUUAUUAUGAAACACAAGCGGUCAGGGUAUAACUGUGUGAUUUACGGCUGGGACCCUAAAUGCACCAUGAGCCAGGAGUGGAUCACCACCAUGAGGGUCCACCAGUUGUCCAAUGGAGCCAACCAACCUUUCUACAACGUGCUGGUGCAGGACGGGACGUGUCGUUACGCAGCACAGGAGAACCUGGAGCCCCACUCGGCCCCGCUGGAGAUCGGGCACCCGGAGGUGGGUCGCUACUUCUCCGAGUUCACUGAAACCCACUACGUUGCCAACGAAGAGCUGCAGACACGAUACCCAGAGGACAUGGGGGAAACCCUGGGCACGGUGCGAGCGCUCUACGACAGAAUGGCUCCGGCCCCCGGGAGCCAAGACGAGGGUCCCGCUGCAGACCAAAACAGCCACCGAGCCACGUCCAUGUAGCGAGAAGUCCUGCCGAACCGGGUUGACCAAAAACAGAUCCUCCCACCCGUUCUCUUCUCACAACCAACUUAGCUGUCCCUUUGGUGUACAUGAAGACCAACAAGUAUUAGAGGUUCUUUUUUUGUUUGUUUGAAAGAAGAAAAAGUUGCUGAUUUCGCUUUAUGCAGAUCCCAAUAACACGAUGUAGUUGUUUUUCAAAAAAAUAGUUCAUUUGAAUCAUUCAUGCUUGUUUUUAAAAACCCUGCCUCAGAGGUGAGUUUUGGGUAAAAACAUUUAAAGCAACACAAAAUAAAAGGAAAGAUUAGAGGACGAGUAACCAGGUGCUGUAAAAAUCCCUCCUGCUUAAAAUCACAGAAUGCUUCCCAUAUGUCCCUGCAUCCAGCGCCAGUAAACCCAGUGCCACACGAAAUAUGAAGGAGACUUUCCACUCUUCAUCUUUUAACAGGUUCAUGCAAAGUCGAACUUUCACAUUCCUAGACAGUUAUUUUUUGUUCUGUACAUUCACAAAACAAAUCCAGAAACACAAAUAACUCAGAGCUAAAAGGAAACAAUAAAUCUUUAAACAUUUA
Messenger RNA from Austrofundulus limnaeus, 2332 nucleotides. RefSeq names its product F-box protein 21 (gene fbxo21). The record is from RefSeq and is a predicted model, not a curated record. Gene Ontology annotation, molecular function: DNA binding; protein binding. Lineage: Eukaryota; Metazoa; Chordata; Actinopteri; Cyprinodontiformes; Rivulidae.